Trichobilharzia szidati is the source of this 548-nucleotide messenger RNA. The record is from the annotation of a GenBank genome assembly. Lineage: Eukaryota; Metazoa; Platyhelminthes; Trematoda; Strigeidida; Schistosomatidae.
AGAAAUUGUUUUAUUAUUUCAAAAGUGAAUAAAAACUCCAUACCGCCAUCGAAAAGUAUACGCAUACUUAUUCAUUGCAUACUGCCUCAUUAAAGAAUGCAGUCAGUAUGAUUCUAACAGUUUCACUGACAGGAUAUAAAAAAUACCAAUUUAAUAGCUCACUAAUAAAUAACAAGGAUUUAUUAUUAUUCUUAUCAUCAAUAACCAUAUUAAUUUUAUUGUGUAAUCCUGUCAACUCUAAAAAGUCAGAAAACACUACUGAAUAUCAUUUCUCAGUAGCUAAUGCAACAAAUUCUACAUUAUUAGAAUUGAGUAAUAAUACAAAUGUUAAAAAAACAAAUGACUGUUCUAUAUCUUUAACAGAAUUCAUCAUAAAUUUUUAUCUACAGCCUAUUAUAUGUUUCAUUGGGUUUAUAUUAAAUGUGGUGAAUGUGAUUAUCUUUUGUGGACCACAGUUUUCUGGUGCAGCUUACGCCUAUAUGAUUGCCAUGUCAAUAGCUGAUGCGAUUACACUAUUUAGUUAUUUACCAUCUGGUUUAGUAAGGUAA